ACAUCCGCUGGUCCGUCCACAUAUUAUCGAGCUGUCUGAAAAUAUCUUGCAAGAUUAGCGGUGUAUCAUUAGAAUUGCAAUUUUGUGACAUGCGCCUGAAGAGCACGUGAUUUUGUGUCAAUAUGGCUACCAGGGUCCUCUUGCCAGCUGUGACAGCGAAAAAAGAAACGAAUCGAACAUCAUAGAGAGACCGCUCGUUUAUUUUUUGUUUUUAAACACACUUACUUUACAUCUGAAGGGUGAGUCAAUACACAUAUGUCUUCAAUUUUGUUUUUGUCUAGUUAACGAACUAUGUUAUUACGUGAUCUGUCCCAUAUUAACCUUAGUCCUUAUGCUAAGAUACUGCUUAAUGUCAUUCCUUGCUUGGGGACUAUUAGCUAAUUAGCUAGCUAAUAAUAUGCUUUCGUAUCCUAGGUAGUUAGGUAGCAUUACCGUUUCGUGCAAACGUAAUAUUCUCCGUAACAUUAGAAGGCUGACUUAGCUAGCAAGCGAACUACAUCUGCAACGAAUCCCAUUCAUUCCAUCGAAGAAGGUUGAAUCGCUUGACUUGCCUUUUUCCAGAAGCAGCAAGGUGACAUGAAUUGGCAGGGGAUGUACAGACGAUGUUAACGUGUGAAAGUGAAAGAAACUGACUGCUCUGGAGGGCUGAUUUUGUUUUUGGAGGACAUCUGUCUGGAAGUGCAGCGUCUGGAGGCCGGACCCCCCCCUGCAGCCAUGCUAGCCAAUCCAGUGAUUGUGGAGUCCCUUGUGGUGUUUGCCAUUGUUCUAUGUGUGCACUUUGUGGUGUGGAACCAGCUGUCGUGGUGCUCCAUCGCCUUAGCCAUCCAGGCCUUCUAUGUGCAGCACAAAUGGGACCGUCUGCUGAAGUCCGGUGGGGCCGUGUUUCAGUUCCGGCCAUCGGCAACCAGCGGCAUAGUGCCAGCGUCCAUGGUGAUGCCUCUCCUGGGCCUAGCCCUGAGGGAACGCUGCGAGGCCUCGGGGAACGUCUACUUUGAGCGCUUCUCGAUGGUGAUCACGGUCACCGGCAUGAUGCUGGCGCUGUUCCUCUCCCUGAUCGCCUUGGGCAUCACCCGACCUGUGCCCACCAACACCUGCGUGGUGGCAGGCCUCGCCGGCAGCGUCGUCAUGUACACCACCAAGCAGGCCCUGACCGUGUCGGAGGUCAUCGAGGUCCUGGAAGUGCUCCUCAUCUUCGUCUACCUCAGCCUGAUCGUGCUGUACCUCCUGCCCCGCUGCUUCACGCCGGGCGAGGCCCUCCUCAUAGUGGGCGGCAUCAGCUUCAUCAUCAACCAGCUCAUCAAACGCUCGCUCAACCUGGCGGAGGUGAAGGGGGACCCCGUGAACUACUUCCUGCCCGUGGUGGUGGUGGGGUCGCUGCUGUUGGGCAUCUUCUUCACCCUGCUCUUCUGCUUCAUGGAGUCGGAGACCUGGGUGUCCUCGCUCUUCUUCCACAUGAUGACGGCCGUGCUCGCCCUGGGGAUCAUCAUGCCCUGGCUCUCGCUGCUCAUCCGCAGGCACCCGCUCACCUGGCUGCUGGACUUUGUCACGCUCAACCAGAAGCGCCUCUACCUGCUGGCCUACUGGGUCCUGCUAGCUGCGCUAGCGUCCAUGGUGGUCCUGCACCAGAACUACAGGAGGGCCUCCGGUUCCAAGAAGCACCAGGCCUCCACGGUGGUGCGGAAGUACUUCCACUUGAUCGUGGUGGCCACCUAUGUGCCGGGGCUGGUGUUUGACCGGCAGCUGCUCCACGUGGCUUCGGUAGGCUGCCUCGCGGCGUUCCUCCUCCUGGAGUACGUGCGGUACUUCAGGAUCCGACCCCUGGGGCAGCUCCUGCGGCAGCUGCUCACGCUCUUUCUGGACGAACGGGACUCUGGGCCCCUCAUCCUCACCCACAUCUACCUGCUGCUGGGCAUGUCCCUGCCCAUCUGGCUGUUCCCGGGCCCCUGCGCCCCCAAGGGAAGCUUGCCCGGGGCAGGGGGCCUGGUGCCCUAUGCCGGGGUGUUGGCCGUGGGGGUCGGGGAUACGAUGGCCUCGGUUUUUGGCAGCAGCAUGGGGGAGAUUCAGUGGCCGGGGACAAAGAAGACCAUGGAGGGCACGGCGACCUCCAUCUUCGCUCAGAUCAUCGCCGUCGUGAUAUUCCUCAUCUUCGACGGGGCCAUCAACCUGAACGCCAGCUACGCGUGGAUCGUGGGUUCCAUCGCCCUGGUGUCACUGUUGGAGGCCUACACCACCCAGAUAGACAACCUUCUCCUCCCGCUCUACCUCUUCAUCCUCUUCAUGCUCUGAACUCGGCCUCAGACCGUACAGCACUGCAGGGGGGUAGUGAAGGUGCCACUCAGCUUGAUGAUUAUUAUGCUGUUGCUUUGAAGGCUUGGCUGUAAGUGGUAGACAUCUGAUGGCUUUAUUUCUUGAAGUUGGAGAAAAGCCCAAAGUCCUUACAUAGUACACCAUAGAAGGGAUUCAGGUGUUGUGGCAAAAGAAGGCUAGUCCAACUCGGGGAGACCAUGAAAACCAGCCUGGUUAUCCCAGCAGUAACAACUACAAAAUGAAGGAUAGCUCACUAGCACCUCUUUUUGUACUGCACUGAGAAUUGUGUGUACAGGAAACACCAUCACAAAAAAAAACAUACAAUGUAGGCUAUAUGAGGCUAAUGUUUCAUGCGGUACCUUUUGUACAAUUAAAGAUAUGUACUACUACAAAUAUAUCAAUUAUGUCGAAUAACACUGGCAAAUGAAUUGGCUUUAGUGAGUACAGUAAACAACAGCAGUGUAUUGAAAAUGAUCCUUCGGGUUUGAAUAAUAUUUUUGCUUUUGCAGCAUUACAGGGGAAAGCAUGAGCCCAAUUAUUUUACAUUGCACUGUCUUUAGACUAGACGGCUGUCACACACGUAAUAUAGUGGUUAUUGAGCUGUAACAUUUUUAUUUGAUACAAGUGAUUAUGGAAUCCAUUGCUCGUUUAGGGUCACCCACAGUGCUUACAGACAUCCAUUUAUAUAGCUGGAUUGUUACAGGAGCCAUUGAGGUGCAGUGCACUAGUCAAAUGUACGCCCAUUUUGAACCCCAAGUUGAAACUCUGUUGGUGGUUUGUUGCUGUGGACACCCGCAAUAUUCUGCACUGUCCUGUGCUUCUGACUCUUGUUGUGUUAUUACUGUAUUGCUGUGGAUCUGCCCCUUUAAAUUUCUUUGGGGAGAUGUUCACACCUUACAGGUACCAAAGCAGUUGGAGGUCAUUCAUUAUUAAAUGAGAGGUUGGAUUUCGCCAUGUUGUGGAUUUCUUUUUUGCAACAGCUGCAGAAACAUUUGCACAUAGCUUCAGGAUUUGAGGCUGAGAAAAUGGAGGACCUUUUUAAGUGAUGAUCAGUAUAUUCAAUGCUAAAUUCAGAGCAUUUCAGUAUGUGUGGCUUUCAAGAGCAGGUUUGUGGACCAGCAUUUUAAGUAUCUGUUGUAAAUUUAUUUAUUUAAAGAUUUAUUUUCAGGUAUAUUAGUCUUAAAUAUAAAAGACAUACUGUAUUGGUAACCACAUUUGCCUGUUUCACUUCGAGUGAAAGCUGACAGUGUGAUUUUGAAGGUCCAAACUGAUGCUUGCUCAAUGGAAAAUUGCAGCACAUUUUCUGAAUUGGUGCGAGAUAUGAAUGAAUAAGGUACAAAAUGCUGUAAUGUAUAGACAGUACUGUAGUGUCUAUACUUACACUGCACCCUGUGGUGUUUAGUAAUAGGUACAUCCAUCAAAGCUCUCCUCGCUGCAUUUCGUUCAUGGACAUAUUCUUUACGAUUGACACAUUCCUGAUCACUCGGUCAACAGGCAGAGCACAGUUGAGUGAAUUUGGUGUUAAUGAGUAUCAUAGUCAUCCUAAAGGUGCAUGUGUCUUUCCCAUAAUCCUAACCCCCCCCCCCCCAAUGCCAUAAACCUCCGUUAGUACUGGGUUGUUCCUCUCACCCCAGUCAUGGGACACAUCAUGGAAUUUGACACUGGAAUCACUACAGUCAGUUCAUUUGCUGUGUUAAUAACUCACGUCCAUGCUGCUGGCUUAAUGACCAAUUGUCAAACGUGAUGCUGUGAAUGCUGUCUUUUCUUUAGUGAUGUGUCUGAUAUUGCCCCUUUUUUCAUGAUUUAUUUGCAUUAAUAGUUUAUUUGCACUGUAAUGAAUGUAUUCAUGUUUUUGACUAAACAUGGUUCGCAUUGUAUACAUUCUUUGGCUGAUGUAGUGUUAUUGCUUGAGUGUUUAUGUUGUACAGGAACACAGUUGGUUUAGACCACGCAUGUUAACGUAAGUGGUUUGCAUCUAGAAACCACUGGCUACACAUUUUAUCUACCCCAGAAGGCCAAACUAAAUUAAGUAAAAAGCAGGACGUCCAAUAUUCCUGAUAAAUCGAGACAUUCCUAGUGUGCCAUACACUGGACUCAUGUGACAACAAUAACCGUAUUUCAUUUAAAAGCUAAUAAUCUGAAAAUUAAGGAAUGAGAUGCAAGCUACCAGGCUACAUGAGUCCAUGACAUUGCUUGCACUGGAAUGUCCCUAUUCUAAUGACAAAUCUAAGUGUCACCCUCAAAGAAUGUACUGGUCACGCAGUGUAGUAGCCUACAUAUCAGUGUAAAGUGUAGUAGCCUACAUAUCAGUGUAAAAUGCCAUGUCCUUGGUAAAUUAGUAACACAUGUCAAGGUUUGAGAUCUCGAUGGCACUUUAAAAUUCUGAUGAUAGUUUAAAUUCUUGUCACAAUUCGGAGAAGGAUAUGCAUUGAUGGAAACAUUGAAACAAUUCCUCCUCUCACAGCUGGCCCAAGUAGCUCUGUUCAUUACUGAAAACUGCAAUCCAGAUUUAGGGAAUGGUUAUCCGGCUGACGUUUAGCAAUUGCAUUCACCUGAUUGCAGUUUUAAGAUGUAGUCAUUUCAGGCAAUUUGACUUCGCAUAGGAUAUUUGAGAAUAAUAUUGCCAUGUGCACCAUUGAUUCCCCAUGUUCCAUUGCAUGUAAUCUAUAUAUGACAACUACGCUGCAUCUACAAAGACAAAGUGGGCCAGAAUUUAAUAAUUGAAUUACUUUACCCAGUAGAUUGUUUGCAUGAUGUUGCAGCUCAGUCUGUUGUGUUUUUUCUAUUUUAUAUGUGCAAUGUUUAUUAAGAAACACAUUCUUGCCUUGGCUUCUUGGCCAUUGCUUUGCACCAGUAUGGAGGCAGUGGUCAGCCUUGUCCAGUGCUGUAUGGCAGAUUGUUUCAUGUUGAGGAACCACAGUUCAUGUUGCAGCAUUCAGGACAAUCAUGCAGAGGAAUUUAACACCCAUGGCAACAAUCGCUGCUCCUAAGUGAUUAGGAUGGGUCAAAUGCAGAGGACAUAUUUUGUUGCCUUAGACAGAUAAAUUAAUAAAAAAUAAUGUAGGUCCAGCCAAACAAAUACAGAAUAAGGUGUAGCAAUGUAGGAAAUAACUCCAUAACUCUUUUGAGAAAGAACAGGCAGUGGCAUCGAGCAAUGGCCUUUCUAAAACACAGUCAAUUAAAAACAGGAUAUGUGCUGUUUAUAACAUAUUAACCAGUGGCUGAAUGAGAUUGGUUGUAGGCAGGCAACAGUCAGUUUCACAUUUAUCUUGAGUGGUUGUGUGGAGCAGUCAUUCACAUUUGUGGUUUGCAUAAUAAUAUCAGGGGGCAGCCUGUAGCCUAGUGGCUAAGGUACAUGACUUGGACAUGUACUGGCUGGCGGUUCAAACAAUGUAGCCACAAUAAGAUCCGCACAGCUGUUGGGGCCCCUGAGCAAGGCCCUUAACCCCACAUUGCUCCAGGGGGGUUUGUCCCCUGCUUAGUCUAAUCGACUGUAAGUCCCUUUGGAUAAAAGCUUCAGCUAAAUAACAUGUAAUGUAAUAUCCUCUUAACAUUACCAGUGAGCCCCGAGUUUGAAACUGAAGAAGGCUUGAAGAAUACUUGGCCAUCCAGCUGUAUACAUGGGAAAUAAAGUGUAAGAGUUCUCAUUGACCUGUGUGUGAGGUGUCCUUGCGGGGAUUAGGCACAAAUAGACAUCGUGCAUUUCUGUAGAGCAAAAAGAAGUGGGGGGAAACAUCACCAAAGACUGUCUGCUGCAUGUCUUCACUCUAUUACUGUAAUUGCACUAUGAAGACAAGCCAUAAUUCACCCUCUAGAGUUGCUGCAUGACCAUUCAGUUUAAUACCAUGUAUACAUGUCCAGCUUCUAACAUGAUACAAUCUGCCAUAAUUACAUUAUAUAUUCAGAUCUUGUAGUAUCAAGUAUCAUGAAACCAUUAGCCUCUGAUACUGUAUAUUCAGUAUUCUGUUUACUUGACUGAAUAUAUGAGCGAUUUUCAGCAGUGUUUCUGUAUAUGUAUAGUAUAGAAUUUGCUUUAUAAGUAGCAUGUACUGCUUUUGUAUACUUGUAACAUCUCUCUCUGAUUGAAUAAUGUUGGGUUAAAAGGGAAUGGAGGACAUAUCAAUAAAUAGGGAUUUGUACAACCUG
Conger conger (European conger) is the source of this 6453-nucleotide messenger RNA. RefSeq names its product dolichol kinase (gene dolk). The record is from RefSeq and is a predicted model, not a curated record. Gene Ontology annotation, cellular component: endoplasmic reticulum membrane. The transcript has 2 exons. Gene Ontology annotation, biological process: dolichyl monophosphate biosynthetic process. Gene Ontology annotation, molecular function: dolichol kinase activity. NCBI's taxonomy places the organism in Eukaryota, Metazoa, Chordata, Actinopteri, Anguilliformes, Congridae. Bases 715 to 2286 code for a protein of 523 amino acids.